Anisakis simplex (herring worm) is the source of this 735-nucleotide messenger RNA. The record is from the annotation of a GenBank genome assembly. NCBI's taxonomy places the organism in Eukaryota, Metazoa, Nematoda, Chromadorea, Rhabditida, Anisakidae.
AUGGCUUGGCAAACAGAAUUAAAGCAAAUACGCGCUGAAAUACAACAGCAAAUACAGGGUGAUACGACAUUAUGGCGUGAUGAGUUAACAAAAAUGCGUGAUGAAUUUCGAAGAACAUGCGAUGAAAUGAAAAAGAGCAUAAAGAGUGAAACCGAAGGGGAGCUGCAAAAAUUACGCGAGGAAUUCCAAAAAACAUGCGAUGAGGCCAAACAAGAAUCACAAACAACUUGUGAAGAAACGAAAAAGACCAUAAAGAGUGAAACGGAUGAAGAUCUUCAAAAAAUACGCGAUGAUUUGCGAAGAGUUCACGAUGAACGGCGAGAUGAAUCACGAGCAGUAAUCUUGUUAGCGUCAAUCCCCACUUUACUUUUCAUCACACAUUCGAAGUUUUCAGGACUAGUUCUGCUAGUUGCAUCAAUUGGUGCAUUAUUGGUGAUGUCUGUGCAAUGUGCGACAGCUGGAAUGCGCGUCGUAUUAGGUGAAGAUGUGAGUAUAACGUUUGGAACUGAUAUCAAGAACGUUAGUGUGAACAAUCCAAAUUCCAACAGACGCGAGCCGAUCAUCAAAAAUGGACAUUUAACUGGUCUAGGUCUCGAAAUGUUCAAAAAUCGUGUUAAGUUCGACAAGGGAACGCUGACAAUAACUAGCCUGAAGGAGAAUGAUCCAGACAAUUUUUACUUCUUUCGCAACGGAUAUCCAAUGGUGAUAAGUCUUAUUAAAAAAUCAAGAAACUGA